Molecule: messenger RNA, 1479 nt
Organism: Triticum turgidum subsp. durum (durum wheat)
Lineage: Eukaryota; Viridiplantae; Streptophyta; Magnoliopsida; Poales; Poaceae
Source: the annotation of a GenBank genome assembly
AUGCCUGCGUCUGCGUGGUGGGUUUGUGGAUUCCUCCCGCUCCUGGCGGUGGCCGCGGCCGCCGCGGAUCCGGCCAAGGGGAGCUGGGAGCCGCUGAUUCGGCUGCCGACCGAGAAGGGCGCUGCCCCCGCCCCUGCCCCUGCCGCGCCGGCGGCGGAGGAAGGGGCGACGAAGUGGGCCGUCCUCGUUGCCGGCUCUUCUGGCUACGGGAACUACCGGCACCAGGCCGAUGUGUGCCACGCCUACCAGAUCCUGAGGAAGGGGGGCCUAAAGGAGGAGAACAUUGUGGUGUUUAUGUACGAUGAUAUCGCCAAAAACGACCUCAACCCAAGGCCUGGAGUCAUCAUCAACCAUCCUAAAGGCGAAGAUGUUUACGCUGGUGUUCCCAAGGACUACACUGGUAAACAGGUCACCGCUGAAAACUUCUUUGCAGUUCUAUUGGGGAACAAAACCGCGGUUACUGGAGGGAGUAGGAAGGUGAUAAACAGCAAAUCAAAGGACCACAUCUUCAUCUAUUACGCGGAUCAUGGGGGUCCUGGUGUUCUAGGUAUGCCCAACAGGCCAUAUAUUUAUGCUGGCGACUUCAUCAAAGUGUUACGAGAGAAGCAUGCUUCCAAAAGCUAUUCAAAAAUGAUUAUAUAUGUUGAAGCGUGUGAAAGUGGCAGUAUAUUUGAGGGUUUAUUGCCAGAAGAUCUUAAUAUUUAUGUUACAACAGCAUCAAAUGCGGUCGAAAAUAGUUGGGGAGCAUACUGCCCUGGGAUGAAAUCAUCACCUCCUGCUGAAUAUGAUACCUGUUUAGGAGACAUCUACAGUGUUUCUUGGAUGGAAGACAGUGAAACUCACAAUCUAAAGAAGGAAACACUCAAGCAGCAGUACGAGGUGGUUAAAACGAGAACAUCAAAAUCAAUGGAAUUCGAUAAGGGUUCUCAUGUCAUGGAGUAUGGUGACAAGACAUUCAAGGACGAGAAGCUUUUCCUUUACCAAGGUUUCGAUCCUGCAAAUUCCAAUGUAGCAAACAGGCUGCUUUUGCCCGACCUGGAGGGUGCAAUCAAUCAAAGAGAUGCUGAUGUUCUUUUCAUGUGGAAAAGGUAUGAGAAGUUAAAUGGGGGAUCGGAAGAGAAGCAGAGGGUUCUCAGGGAGAUCAAAGAAACUGUGGUACACAGGAAGCAUCUCGACAGCAGUAUCGAUUUCAUCGGGAAGCUUGUCUUUGGAUUUGAAAAUGGGCCUUCAAUGAUUGAGGCUGCUAGAAGCUCUGGCCAACCACUAGUCGACGAUUGGGAUUGCCUGAAGAGGACGGUCCGAGUUUUCGAAUCCCAGUGUGGAUCACUUACUCAGUAUGGCAUGAAACACAUGAGGGCGUUUGCAAACAUGUGCAACAAUGGCAUCUCCGAGGCCGAAAUGAGGGAAGCAAGCAUCAGCGCUUGUGGCGGUUACGGCUCGGCCAAGUGGAGCCCACUGGCUGUAGGGCACAGUGCUUGA